AUCAUAAUCGUUUAUAUAACUAUUUUUUUGUGUGACCCAAUUUUUGUAACUAUCUCUUCUUUUUAUUCGCACUUGCCUAUUGUAAAUUUGAAUAAUGGCUUCUCCACCACUCGACAACGCUGAAUUCAAAGACGAUGAUCCCGAUUCGCUUCUUGUUAAUAUCGAGCAUCGAAACACAAAAACAGGAACUUCGCUCGAUGGUUGGAGAGCAGUACCUGGAUCUUAUUUCAGCAGCAGACGCCAUCAUUGCCAUGAGCAAAAACGCGCACGCAGUACAAAAUAAACUUGACCGUAUGGAGGCAGCUUGCGAUGUGUCGACCAUACGGAAAAAGGCCGCAGAAGCUAAAGCUGGUCAAAACGAAGAAGGACAUGAUCAAAAACGACGAUAUGUCUAUGCACUAGCGUCGUUAAUCAAAUCACUAGCCGAUGUUCCUGAACAAAUAUGGCAUGCACUGGAGAAUCACAAGUAUCUUCAUGGUGCAAGGCUUUAUGAGCUAGCAAGGAUGGUGUAUGAGUAUUUGGAUGUAGAAGCGGACGAUGUCAAUAUCCAGGUAAGGAAAGAUGAAGACGGUGAGGAUACGAGUAGAAUAGACUGACCAUAAUACAAACGAUCCAUCCAUCCGUUCUAUAUGCUAGGCAGCAUUUCCAGUUGUACAGCGACAAUGGGAUGCUGUAAGCUUCUUC
Zychaea mexicana is the source of this 684-nucleotide messenger RNA. RefSeq lists its product as uncharacterized. The transcript has 5 exons. The record is from RefSeq and is a predicted model, not a curated record. Lineage: Eukaryota; Fungi; Mucoromycota; Mucoromycetes; Mucorales; Lichtheimiaceae. Gene Ontology annotation, cellular component: Golgi apparatus; COG complex. Gene Ontology annotation, biological process: intra-Golgi vesicle-mediated transport. The coding region runs from base 135 to 596 and encodes 153 amino acids.